GCUUCUUUUGCAUUGCAUUGCAUUGCAUUGGGGGAGAGUGAUUAGGGCGAAGCAUCACCUGUAUCAUACCGUUAUCUUUCGAUUAUGUAGCUCUUAUUUAUCUUUUGUAAACUUUGGUUGUAUAUGUUUUGUUAUGAGGCCUCGUGUCCUCCCUUGUAUAUUUGUAUUUCCGCUGCGUAGUUUAUAACUUUGUAUGGUUUUAAGGAGUUAAGUCAUUUUAAAAUGCAAGCGUUGACACUGGAACCACGAUCCAUGCUUGGCAUGUUGAUUGAGAAGCCGGCGACGAAUCAUUCCGCCGUGACAUAGUUUUUAUAGGCCUCUGAUGCCUUUACUUUAUUAGCUUCUAAAUAACUUUUGUUUUUCUCAAAGGCGCACAGUUUUAGGGCAGAUGUUGCCGAAAUUUCCACUCACCUUUUAAAAGUUAAUAUUUAACUUUUAUCCAAAUUCUUUUCCUUUUCUCUUAUGUAACACCCGAACUUCCUCCCGUCCUUUACGGUUUUGGUUUCGUUAAGGGGUCUGAAGUUCAAGGGUGUUACAUCGAGCGAGAGAUCAGAAUGUAGACAGAAGGUUCUGAUCUCUCGCUCGACCGGUCGAGCGCUUCUCCUUGGGUCGAGCCAUGGUUGAGCGACCAACAGGGGCUUCAAAACAGAAUGCCACUUCAUCAAACUUCACCACAACAUCCAUAUAUCAUCUCAAACCUUUAUGCACACAUAUACAUUAUAUCACAAACAUCACUUGGGCUUUAUUGAGUCACCACAUCCAACAUAAAGAAUGUCAGCUUCCCUCUUCUCUCUUUUAUCUAAGACCCAUGCAUUGCGUUUCAACCAGAUUCCCCACGCCAGGCACCAAAAAAUAUCCCACCAAUUCGUCUCCUUGAUCUUUCCAUACAUCAGAUUGCACCAACCUCGAAACCCAUCAGUAGGGGUGUUCAAAAAUAUCCGUAUCCGAAAAUCCGCUUUCCGAUUUUUAAAAGCGGAUAAAUUACCCGGUUUCCAAAAUUCGGAUAAAUCGGGUCGGGUACCCGGUUAUAAAACCGGGUAUUCGGGUCGGAUACGGAUCGCGAUUUUUGGAAAACCGGGUACCCGGUAUCCGUUUUUUUCUUUUUUUUUUUUUUUUUUUAAUAUAAAAAGCCUAUAAUUGAAAACCCUAAAUCAGAUUCCUUCUACCUUGGGCCGCCUUCUAUUCCAGUCUUCUUCCUCUGAUUCGCCAUUCAAAAUUCCUUCUUCUUCCUCCUUCAAUCUUGCUGCUUGCUGGCUGCUGCUUGCCUUGUUCCUCCUUCACCAUUCACACCGUUAUCUUUAAUUGGGUAAUUUUGUUUCAAUUUUUUUGCCAUGUUCUUCUUCAGUUGUUGUUCUUCUUCUUCUUUAGUAUGUAUUUAAAUUUUUUUUUUUGCCAUUUUCGAUUUCGAUUUCAUUAUCUUAGUUCAUCACCAUUUUCGUAUUAAACGAUUUUGUCACAGAACAUCUUCACUCUUCAUGUAACAAAACAGAAUGAACUGUGAUGAACUGAUCUGAAAUCCAGAUCUAGAUCUACGAAGAAACUCGUGGUGUUUUGAAGAUCUUCUUCCCUUCUUCCUCCUGCGUUCUUCAAUCCAGACACAAUCAUCUUGCUUCUUCAAUCUUCAGAUCUUCUUCUUCUUCUUCUUUAGUUCUUCACUUCUUUAAUUGGAUUUAUUCAGCCAUUUUUGGUACUUAUUGAAGAUCUACAUGGAUUCAUCACCAUUUUCCGAUAUUCUGAUUAUUGAGUGAGGAUAAUGACUCAAGGUGCUAAAAAGAAGAAACGGCAGCAAAAGAAAAAGAAUUCAAAGGAUAAAAUUUCAGAGGAUAAAAUAAUAGAGAAGAUUUCAGCUUUGUGGGAGCAAGAAAGAUUACAAGAGUGCUUGGAUUUUAUCAUUUCUCUUGAUGAUGAGGGGUUGAAAAAUUUAAAAGUCUAUUCUGUGAAAGUGCAUGUACUUGCAAGUUUGAGACGGUUUGAAGAGGUAUUGGCUUUGCAAAAACGACUCGAAGAAUUUGGACAUAAAACGACUUUGGCACUUAGUGUAUGGUUUAUGUUUGCUUAUGCCAACAGAAAGCAAAAUAAUAUUUUGGAAGCAUAUCUUCUUUAUAUAUAUGUGCAUGAUCAGAAGGGUGCAGUGCAUGUAGAUGAUGAAAUAUUCAAAGGUUGUCUCAAAUGGAUAAAAAGAUUACAACCGAAAGUUCAACCAGAUUUGGAUAGAAUUGCAGUGGAAAGAGCUAAUAAAUUUUUGGAUGAUGAGCGUGCUGCCUCCUCUUCUACCAAGGCUCCUGCCUCCUCUUCCACCAAGGCUGCCACCUCUUCCACCCAAGGCUGCAUCCACCCGACCAAGGCUGCAUCCACUCCGACCAAGGCUGCAUCCACUUCGACCUUGGUUGCGUCCGCUUCGACUUUGGCGAUCCCUUCUUUGACCUUGGAUCCCUCACCUUUGGUUGUGGAUGCCUCUUCCCAAAAAAUGAUGAAGUUUACAGAGGAUGGUGUGAUAUACUUUGAAAUGACCCAGCUUGAUGAAUUUUCAUAUCUUGGUGUAAUGAAGAUAGGCGGGAGUUUUUUUCCCAAGUCGUAUAUCAAAAUUGGCGAGAAUUCUACUUCAGAUGUCUCAAUUAGGCUUAAGAAAAACUCAUGCCUAUUGAAAAUUGAAUUUUCAAUGUAUUUCCACUCCCUUUCCAGUAGGGUAGCAAUUGUUGAGCCGGUCCGUCCAGUAAAAGCGUUCUUUGAAUUGAAGCUUGAAGAUUUCAAAUCGAAAGCAAUGGCUCAAACUUGUAAAAAAUGGUGGGAAUAUAUCAAAGACGACUUUUUAUCAAUAUUUCGAGGCGUAAUAUGUGGCAUGCUUGCCAUAUAUUCAGAUCAAAAAGUCUGUAGUGAUUUUGAAAAAUCACUUUAUGUCACCGAGGAGGGAGAAGCCAAAAUAUUCCAUAUUUCUCAAGAAAAAUUUACAUUCAGCCAAGCGCAAAAAGAAGUGUAUGAUCUGUUGUCCAUUAUUGAAGGAGUCAUUACUUUGAUAAGAACAAGAUCAAGACCAGAUUUGGAAACUUGGCGUAAAGAGUUUGAGCUAUCUUAUGAACUGCCUUUAGAAUUAGUUCAUUUUUUAAACAGCUUAAGAGUCAGGAAAAUAUGUGAUAGCAUUCAUCCAAUGUUUUUGAUUGAUCACCCAUUUUUCUGGUCGAUAAAUCAUCGGGUUUCAUUCAUCCAGUCUCUUAAAGAGGCUAUUAAAGAAAGGUUAAUCAAGAAGAAUCUUUUCGAUGCGGAAAUGACUCGGAAUUUUAGGACUCAAAAUUGGAGGAUUGAAGUCUCAAAUGACAUGUUAUUGUCAGCAAUCUACAACUACAAAGGACAUGACUUUUAUGAUAGACCAAUUCAUGUCAUUAAUUUUAUUCAUGCAGUGUUUUCCCAUGCUAAUGACUAUCAAUAUGAUACUAUAUGCGGGAAAGAGGGUGGUUUGACUCUUGAGGAAAGGGAAAGUCAGCAUGCAAAUGCAAUAAUUAAUUAAUAUUUUUGUAAAUAAAAUAGAAAGAAAGUCAUUACCUCUUUCCCGCGUAUGGUAUGAUAUUGAUAGUCAUUAGCAUGGGAAAACACUCCAUGAAUAAAAUUAAUGACAUGAAUUGGUUCAACAUAAAAGUCAUGUCCUUUGUAGUUGUAGAUUGCUGACAAUAACAUGUCAUUUGAGACUUCAAUCCUCCAAUUUUGAUUCCUAAACUUCCGAUUCAUUUCCGCUUUGAAAAGAUUCUUAUUGAUUAGCCUUUCUUUAAUAGCCUCUUCAAGAAACUGGAUGAAUGAAACCCGAUGAUUUAUCGACCAGAAAAAUGGGUGAUCAAUCAAAAACAUUGGAUGAAUGCUAUCACGUCUGUUAGAAAUAAAACAUUAAAUUUUUAAUCAUACAAGUAUACCUAUUUAUUAAAAAAAAAAAAAACUUUAUAAGUAAUGUACAGUUGUAGAUAACAUGCUUUUUAAUAGUUACAUAAACAAAAUAUACAAAGUAUAAUAUUAGCAUAAACUGAACUUAUAAUGAAUAAAAAGAAUAUAAAAACAGAUUUAAGGGAAAUUUACUUACAUUUUCCUGACUCUUAAGCUGUUUAAAAAAUGAAUUAAUUUAAAGGUAGUUCAUAAGAUAGCUCAAACUCUUUACGCCAAGUUUCCAAAUCUGGUUUUGAUCUUGUUCUUAUCAAAGUAAUGACUCCUUCAAUAAUAGACAACAGAUCAUACAUUUCUUUUGCGCUUGGCUGAAUGUAAAUUUUUCUUGAGAAAUAUGGAAUAUUUUGGCUUCUCCCUCCUCGGUGACAUAAAGUGAUUUUUCCAAAUCACUACAGACUUUUUGAUCUGAAUAUAUGGCAAGCAUGCCACAUAUUACGCCUCUACAAUACAAUAAUAUAUUAUUAAAUUUCAUUCAUAAAAUAAAAAUAUAAUAAAUUAACAAAGUAAAUUUUUUACCGAAAUAUUGAUAAAAAGUCGUCUUUGAUAUAUUCCCACCAUUUUUUACAAGUUUGAGCCAUUGCUUUCGAUUUGAAAUCUUCAAGCUUUAAUUCAAAGAACGCUUUUACUGGACGGACCGACUCAACAAUUGCUACCCUACUGGAAAGGGAGUGGAAAUACAUUGAAA
Amaranthus tricolor (Joseph's coat) is the source of this 4609-nucleotide messenger RNA. RefSeq lists its product as uncharacterized. Lineage: Eukaryota; Viridiplantae; Streptophyta; Magnoliopsida; Caryophyllales; Amaranthaceae. Bases 1754 to 3502 code for a protein of 582 amino acids. The record is from RefSeq and is a predicted model, not a curated record. The transcript has 9 exons.